Molecule: messenger RNA, 3177 nt
Organism: Ctenopharyngodon idella (grass carp)
Lineage: Eukaryota; Metazoa; Chordata; Actinopteri; Cypriniformes; Xenocyprididae
Exons: 4
Coding region: 466-1617 (383 amino acids)
Biological process (GO): mitotic cell cycle checkpoint signaling; double-strand break repair via homologous recombination; response to ionizing radiation
Cellular component (GO): SOSS complex
Molecular function (GO): DNA binding
Source: RefSeq, a predicted model, not a curated record
CUGCUAUUCUUUUAUAUAAUUAUAUAUCUGACUUAGUCAGUAGUAUACAAAUCCAUUAAUCUGAGAAAUGGUUCACCAGAUGAGUAAAUGGUUGCUGUGAUCUGAAUAAGCUGUUUCAUGGGCUGCAUAAUGCAGCACAGCACAAACAAAAAGAUAUGAUAAAUGAAUGUGGUAAUUAUCAGUAUCAUAGUGUUUUUGAUAGAACCAUUGCCAUCUGAUACCAAAACCAUUUUGUGGUGACACCACAGUACUUUUCUUCAAGAGAAAGAAAUUAAAAAGUGAUAAUAGUGCCUCAGUGUGGAUGAUACUGUACACGAUACUCAUGUUUUUAUAAGCUAAAUUUGAAAUUUUUCUAAUGCAGAGGUGUUUUUCAGUCAGUUGUUAUCAGUGUGUUUGCAGGCGUGUCUCGGGUGACAGUGAUAAGGAGCCUGUACCUCUUAGAGGGAACAACUGAUAAUCGUUGAUAUGGCACAACAAAGUCCAGCCAAAAAAUUAAGGAGUCAGGUCAAGGGUUUCCUUUGUGACGUGAGCCCCAUAAAAGACACCAGAGCACCAUAUUUUGAUGCUAUUCUUCAACACGAAGGUGAAUAUAGCAAAGUUGUGGCCUUCAGAACAGAAGAUCACAUCAACUUCCACAAUGCUGAAAUCACCCGGAGCCUAGUUACACUAGAGGAUGUCAUAUUACAGCCAUCUGUGGAGCCCAGCAGAAAAAUGGACGUGUUUUACACACACAGCUCCACAAUGUCCUGCGUUCGUGACCUAGGAAAAGCGUUUAAAAACAGCUCGUCUCCUAGACCACAAGGUGUACAACUGUCUGAACUCCUAAACUCAGAUACAAAAUCAAAGAGGGUAAACAUCAAUGCAAAGAUUAUCCAGGAGGUGCUCAAGGGAAACAGUUUUGUGUGGGAUGGACGGUAUCUUCCAAGAACUAAGUACACUGUGGCAGAUACUACAGGCUACAUUAGUCUAACAGUCUGGUGUGAGCACAACAUAACUGUUGGAGAAUGGUACAACAUCACAAAUGUCUCUGUGGGAAAGUUCAUGGGCAAAACAUCCCUUUCAACUACCAAAAACACACAGAUUGGCAACAUCCCAUCUCAAGGUACAGCGGUUGCUGUUGAAGUGCCAACAGAAACUAUGAAAUGUGACAUCAUUGGUGCAAACAUUAAGAAUAUCUUCAUUUGUCCUCGUUCACAUAAACUCAACGACGUGACAUCAUCAAGCCCCACUGUAUAUUGUUUCUCAUGCAACAUGCAUUAUAAAAGCUCUGCCAUCAUAAUGAAGAUCAGCGGUCACCUGGAACUUAAACCAGAAACGGGAAACGUUGUGGAAGCAAACAUUGAAGACGAGGUGAUCAGGUCAGUGCUCACAGUGGAGCCCGGCACAUCACGAGAGGAUGUUAUUCAGAGCUUCAUUGCUCUGCCACACAUGCAGAUUACAAUCCGCGAGAAGAUCAUUGUAAAGAUGGAAGAUGUUCCUCAGAAGGCUGAAAUCAAGUGUGAAGCUGAGCUGCCUGUUAAAGUGGAACCUGUGGCAGAAUCCUCUGACUUUUAUUCACCCCCAGACCAUGGCUUUCUCUUCAGUUCACAAGUCAGAAAAAGAAAAUCUACCAAUUGAGCCUGAUCUUAGAAGAAAUGUAAAAUUCUUGAUUUUUCCCAUUACUGUACUAUACAAUCAGCAUAAGGACAGUCUGACAAAGACUACCAGGAGUGGUCUUGUGUAGCUUAAAGUGUAAAUCAUUUAACCCUCUGGUGCUCUUCGGUUAUUCUUGACUAAAAGAUUUUAUGUUUUUUUUUUAUUUAUUUUUUUACAUUUUUUACUUCAUUGGAAUGGUACAAAACUUGGUAAAGGUUUUGGCACACACACGCAAAAAAACAAAUCAUGGACAUGAUUUGAAAACGUUAAAUGGUCCUGAAACAAAUAGUCACACUUGUGCUCCUUGUGGUCAAAAUUGACUGCAUUGGGAGACGAAUUUCAUCUAGUGAAAACUUUCGGUACAGCGGCCAAACAAAAUCUUAUUGAAAGCUCAUUUUUUGAGAUAUCAAGCUCAAAUUUGGAACACAACUUGUUUAGAUUUAUGGCUUUGAUUUUCUUGCAGAUUUAGAGUAAAACGUGUUUUUGAAAUAUUUCACAUAAAAAUUGAAAAUAGUAUUUUGUGCAUUUUUCAUAACAAUAAACGUAAAAUUCUGUAACUUUUUAAAACAUUUUUCAUUUCAGCAAUUAUUUGCCAAGUGUCAUCUUUUAAAAAAGAGACCAAAGUUAAGUCUGUGCUCUAAAGCAUUCAAUAUUCAUGACGGGUUUAAGUUGGAAAUUUCAUUUUCAGGUCUAUGCUCAAAAAGUGAAUAAAUGGAUUAUAACUGCAGCAUAAAUAUAAUUUAGUACCAUAAAAUCCCCUAAAAAUACAACAUAUUAAAUACAAAACAUUAUCGAACUAAAAUAUAGUAAAUUCAUUUCAUUGAAAUACAAAAAAAAAAAAAAAGUCAUUUUUGACCAACAUGCGAAGAGCACCAGAGGGAUAAAAUUUAAAUAUCACUUAAAACAAACGAACAAACAAACAAAAAAACUGUCAUUAAAAUGUCAACGCAAUAUAUCUCUAUCUUUCUACAUAUAAAAUAAAAAUGGAUAAGUAGGUUCUAGAUUCUAGAGUAAUAAAAUUUGGUGUAAUUUUCCUGUUUAAUGUUAACUUCAUAUUUAGUUUGUUUUAAAGAUAUGAAACCUUAGAUAAAUGUUUAUCAGAAAAAAUUAAAUAUAUGACUUCCAAAUUAUGUGUAAUUAAUGAUUACAAAAAAGUCAGCGACUGUUUGAUAUUUCUACAUGCCAUAGAAAUGGUUUUAAUGUUUAAGUAUGUAAUAGAAAUUAAUUGGUGGUGAUUGACUGUGAUGUGUUAUUCCCCUUUGCACAACCUGUAGAUUUUAUGUUACCUUUGAAUAAUUGCACUAACAAACAUGAACAAACAUUUUUUUAGCCGUUUACUCUAAAAAAAAAAAUUAUCAUUCACAUUCCAUAUUCUUCUUUUGCCACACUUACAAAAUUGGCAUUAAAAGUGGAUAUGGCUAUCAGCACACAUUUAGCGUUUAAAAAAAAAAAAAAAAAAAAAAAAAAAAAGCAUCACUUACACUGACAUUGUGAUUGUGUCAUCAUUUAUGUUUGAAAUGAAAAUAAAAUGAUUGCAUUUUA